GUCAACAUUGUUCUACAAUGUUCUCCGUGUUCCAUUGAAGUUUUGCAUACUGGUUGACAAAAAAAGAUUGAACAUGUUGUUUGAACUUAAUUCAAUUGGUGUACAUAUUGAUGUGGAAAUUUAGCAUCAUGGAUAAAAAUAUUGGAAGACACGGUAAGGGCUCCAAAUAUGUGGAUGCCACUCGACACCCUGAACACAAACCCUAUGACUACAGUGUAAGACACUGGUCUGAAAAGUCUUAGCGUUUUCUCAGUAAACGACUUGGUAUUUUCCCUCCUAAAUUGAACUUUUCUCGACAUAAUUCUGCUUUAUGAUGGCUAGUAAUAAGUCACUGUAAGGAAUAAUCACUGGUGUCCUUAUAUGGAACUCUUCCCAAAGACGCAACUGGCUGUGAUAUCGGAGGGUUUUGGGACUGAUGAGAAGCUGCACUGUGUGACUUCCCCCAAGUCUAAUACCACAAAUCCAUUAUGUCUGGGAGUGCAUCCUCUUCCCAGACUGAAGAUGGCAACAUUGAGGAAUAUCACCAGGAAAUGCUACGACGGGCCGAAUUGCAGUGUGAACUGACCCUAAGAAAGGCCAACAUCAAGAAAUUGAUGGAGGACAUCAGUGUCUUAGCUGAGGAAUUGAAACGUGAAUGCUUAGUUGAGAAGUGGGGUAGUUGUCCACAGAAUGAUGGCUCGCAGCGAGUCAAACCAGACGUCCAGACUGCAGCACUUUGUGCUGAAGUGGCUGAAAACCCGGAGUUGCUCGAUGAGGUGUUGAUGAGACUUCACUAUCAGAAAGCCAAGCUGAAGUCUGAGGUCACGGAGGUCAUGUCAAAGUUGAAGCCGUGGGAUGAGCCAGUGUGGUAAACUGUACCUUGCCAUAAUUUGAUUUGCUAGAAUGUGGGACUAGCUCAAGCCAGUCGGUGUUUGCUGAUUGGAGCCAUAUUUCAGGGGCAAGUAUCCCCUACUUCCUCCUGGCUGAUUAUGUAUUCACAUCACCAAGGUGACUGGCUGGCUGAGUGCCAUGAAAGGUCAUCUUGUGGCGGAUGGGAAAAUCCAUGUGAUGCCUGGCAGUAGAGUAGGCACACAUGCGCUGCAGGGUGGAACUCCCACUGACGACCGUCAGCUUGACACUGAGAAAUCAUCUUUCACAUGCCAACACUGCAAGGGAUGUACCAACAUUUACUGUGGUGACUCAAGCCGUUCGCUUUUUCGUGGCAAAAGUUGACAAUGUGUGACCCAUCCACAAACCUGAACGUCUGCCAACAAGUCUCCCCCAGUCUUGGGUACUCCACUGGUUGAAUUGACUUUUUCUUGGAAGUACAAUGUAGUGCACCAAAGUGACAAAUGUUGCCAUGUAGCAUGAAACAGGAAGCAUCAAAUUAAGGGUUAUUUAUUGACAACUUUUCAAAGGAGUUAAAAAAUAAUUACGCCAUUUAUACUGCCAAUAUACAUUGCUUGUGCACAGUUUAUUUACAUGGAAAAGAACACAUUGACGCACUUGAGAUUCACUUCGAGGAAUUGUCAUAGGAGUACUGUAAUUAGCAGUUAUGCAUAUUACCCUUUUCACCACACAUGCAUUUAAAAAAUUUCAAAAUGCUAACUAUCGGUACCUAUCCCCUCACCAGCAAAGAGGAAAUAGGCUGGUGGGAACUGGGAAAAGGUCCAACUGGGCUCAUUGGGUACAUGCAAAGACUGUACAUUUGAAUGGGUAGGUUUAUACAUACAUAGCAUGUCCCACGCCAAGCGCUCAUGCACCUGUGCACCCAUGCUGUGGUUUUCCACCAUGAGGGACAUCAGUGCUAUAAUUAUGCAGGUAAGCACAGGCCAUUUCUUGUUCCUGCUUCCAGCAGGUAGACUUAAAUAUCUGGAGCAGGUCUUUUUGUGAUCUGCAUGGCGUUUGAUCCCAGCCUUCAUUUGUAUGUUAAUGUUGAACAUCCUGCCAAAUGUGACCUCCUGCAAGCAAGCGACUUUCAAGAUUUUACAGAAUUGAAAUUUCUGUUAAAAAAAAUUGUUGUUGGAUAAUUGUAAUUGAUGUGUUUCACUAAGGGUGCAAAGCAUCAUGACGUUUGAGAUGUUGGAAGUGACAAUUUCCUGAAAAUAAAGUACUCGGUAAAGGGGCUUAAAAUAAAAGCGAAAGAUGUUGCAACAAAUG
Molecule: messenger RNA, 2139 nt
Organism: Acanthaster planci (crown-of-thorns starfish)
Lineage: Eukaryota; Metazoa; Echinodermata; Asteroidea; Valvatida; Acanthasteridae
Source: RefSeq, a predicted model, not a curated record